UGUUUUGGAUGAAAGCCCGUGGAUUUUUCUCGUACUGCAUUUAAAAGUAGACGAAUCAUGGCAGCCGCUAACAAAUUAGGAUUUCUUGUUCGUGCUAUGAGCACCAAAACGGUGAAACCACCAAUCCAAGUAUUUGGCUUGGAAGGCCGUUAUGCUACAGCUCUGUAUUCGGCUGCUUCAAAAUCACAGCAAUUAGAUCAAGUGGAGAAGGACAUAAAUAAUUUUCAAGACAGCCUUAAAAAGGAUAAGAAACUGCGUGAAUUGGUCAUAAGUCCAAUAAUAAACAAGAGGGUUAUGGCCAAAGCUCUCAAGGAAACUGCCGACAAGGCAGGUAUGACUCCUACUAGUGGUAAUUUAUUGAGCCUAUUAGCAGAUAAUGGUCGUUUAAAUCUGCUUGAUGGCAUUGCUAAUGCAUUCCGCAUGAUUAUGGCUGCUCAUCGAGGUGAAGUGGUGUGCGAGGUAAUUACUGCCAAACCCUUGGACGCUGCUCAAAACAAGCAGUUGGAAAGUUCUCUCAAGGCCUUUUUGAAGAGCAACGAAACUUUGAAAGUGACAUCACGAGUGGAUCCGAAUAUUAUUGGUGGCAUGAUUGUUUCAAUUGGUGAUAAAUACGUAGAUAUGAGUAUUGCAAGCAAAGUAAAAAUGUACACCGACAUUAUAAGCUCUGCCGCUUAAAAUGUAACAUUUCUUUGGCAAGAAAUAUAUACAGAAGUCGUUCUAUAUAAAAAUA
Messenger RNA from Glossina fuscipes, 730 nucleotides. RefSeq names its product ATP synthase subunit O, mitochondrial (gene ATPsynO). The record is from RefSeq and is a predicted model, not a curated record. Gene Ontology annotation, molecular function: proton-transporting ATP synthase activity, rotational mechanism. The coding region runs from base 58 to 675 and encodes 205 amino acids. Gene Ontology annotation, biological process: proton motive force-driven mitochondrial ATP synthesis. NCBI's taxonomy places the organism in Eukaryota, Metazoa, Arthropoda, Insecta, Diptera, Glossinidae. The transcript is spliced from 3 exons.